Molecule: messenger RNA, 429 nt
Organism: Protopolystoma xenopodis
Lineage: Eukaryota; Metazoa; Platyhelminthes; Monogenea; Polystomatidea; Polystomatidae
Source: the annotation of a GenBank genome assembly
AUGUUUCUAAUUGGCAGGAAGAUAAUCACUCUAACAUUGCUCCAAGACGCUAUCAAAGAACUGCAAGAUACAAUAGCCAUUGUUGAGGAGAAUCGAGCUAUGAACCCAUCGUCUUCCGAUCCACCCAUUGCGGAUUCACACAUUGCGAAAACAGAUCGCCGGAAUCCGUGGAACCGACGAGUAGUUAAAGAUCACUUCAGGACGUUUGGCGCUUUAUGCCCAACCGGGCAGACGGAACAGAAAACCGAAUUGACUAGACGGGACUUUUUUGCAGGAGAUCGCAUUAAAAGCAGGACUGCUUGGAUGAAUGGCUUGGGUAAGAGAGGUAUGCUGGCAGCAAAUGGCCCGCUUUCAGCAGGCCAGAGAGAGAGUGUUGCGAAUAUUUCUCAAAUGCUGAUUCGUAUGACACCGUCUAGUGCAAGGAAGUAA